Paramecium octaurelia is the source of this 1163-nucleotide messenger RNA. Lineage: Eukaryota; Ciliophora; Oligohymenophorea; Peniculida; Parameciidae. The record is from the annotation of a GenBank genome assembly.
UAUAAAUUAUUUUUAUAUAGAUAUGCUCAAUCGUGCGAUUAAUAUUGGUUUUCGUAAAGCAUUGCCUCAAUAUACUUUCUCAUCAAGAAGUAAAGUGGUUGUUCAAAUAUCAUAGAUGGACCUUACAAUCCAAACAGGUAUCGACAUUAUUUGAAUCCCAACUUUUUCUAAUCUAACAAAGAAAUUGCUGAUAUAGCCAAAUCACAAUAAGUACCCCUUCCAGGUAUGUUAAACUUGAUUAUUCAAAGUGCGUAAUGUCAGACAUGUCAAUCCAGUCAGACAAUCAGGCCCACUGCCUCCAUAUGAUGGUCCAUAUACGUACUAUCCUCCGUUAUAUUAUUCUCUAGUAUGGAAGAUGUAAGAGCUGUGUGGCAAAACACUUCAAUCGGUAGACAGGGAACUUGGAGUUGUUAAAUGGACCCAGAUGAAAUCAUGAGAAGAGUGCCUGGUAUGUUCAAUCAUUAAAAUGGUUAGGAAUCACAAGAAGAGAAGUGGAGAAGAUCUUGAAUAUGGGUUUAACACCAUAAGAAUAAGUGGAUUUUGCAUAUCUAGUUUAUAAUUGUGGUUUCGAUGUGGACUAUGUUCCAAACAGUGUUUAUGUUGCAAGACAAGUAGUGACCAAUUCAAAGGGAGAGAAGGUUGAAAUUCUUUGGAAUGUUCAAGUCUUGGAAGAUUUGGCUAAACUACCUGUUGGAUUUGCACCUGUGAGGGAAUUGAUAGAUUAUCAUUGGGAAAUUUUCCUGUGGUCAGAUCCUAUGAUCAAACCAACAGGUGAUUUGGAUUUGGGUGUGCCUAAUACUUGGUUCGAAUAUGAAUGCGAAUGUAAAUGUGACCUUUGAUCUUUCUAUAGGGGGAGGUGAAAUGGUUGGAAUCGAAGAUCAAUUCAAUAUUCCUGAGAGUGACAGAAUCUUUCCUUCACCCAGAAAUCCAAACUGCAGAAGAGAAUUGUGGAAGUCAUAGGAUGAUAUCUAAGAACAAUUGGAAAUGGAAGGUUUAUUAUUGUUAUUACUUUAAUUUAGAUGAGAAUUGGUAUCCAAAGGGAACAUCCUACAACAUUUAUUAAUAAGCUGACUACAAAAAAGUAACUAAAUCGGACAGCACAUUCUAAGAAAAAAUAUGAUAAUUUAAAGCAUAUUGAAUCAAUAUUAAAUAAUAUUAUUCCA